AUGAAGCCGGCCUAUGACCUCCUUCUCCCCGACACGUCGGUCAUGUUCCAGGAACUAGAGCGGGCGAACCACUUCAUGUCCUCCGAAUUGUGGCUUCUCAAUCGGAUGCUCUACAAGAACAAAAAUCAGGGUGGCAAGAAGGAGGUGAGGCCGCACCACGUACCGCCGACGAAGGUCGAGCUCGAGUGCGUCCUCUAUUGGCUCCUCGCUGUCGCGGUCUUUACCAACGAGGUGUUGAGCGUCAUCGAGAAGGGCUCGCUGGACAUGAUGUCCCUGCUCGAGCAGACCUUCUUCAUGCCCUUUGCUCUCACGGCCCUGGGAGUGUUGAGUCGGUUCUAUGCGCUGUGCAAGUUCGUCCUCGUGCAGCUCGACUGCCUGUAUGGCGCCCUGCACCGAGCCUUGGAGUUCUACCCCAAGAAGGAGCUGGACGUGACCACGGCGGAUCAUGCGAGCCGACGGCACGUGGUGGACCAGUUCGCCGGCCUUCUGGGCUCUCUUCCGGUCUUGCUCGAGCAGCGUCUCAAGGAAAGCGAAACGGCGCAGUCCGUGGCGCUCGCGCAGGUCAUGAAGCAGAUGGCGGCCACCUACACGGAGGCCUCCCAGUCUCUUGCCUUGCCAGCCCCCGCGUCUUCGUCUGCGACCACAACAACCUCGUCUGCGGCUGCUGUAGGCACUUCGGCGACUACUAGCACUCCCGCCUCAUCGACGCCGUCAUCAUCGUCGCGUAAGCGCAAGGCCGCCGCGAGCGUCAGCGUGCCUCCGUCGCCCGCGGCCGCAGAUCUCCCCCUGCUGGUACCCAUAGCGUCGACGCCGACGCCGACGCCGACGCCGACGCCAAAAGCGAAAACGAAAGCGAAGGCGCCGCCAUCGGUCCAGGUCAUGGAGGAAUCGGCCUUCAAAUACCGGGAAGUCGGCGCCCGCGCGAAGAAGCGAAAGACGAGCGAAACAACGACGGCGACCACCGCCACCGCAGCUUCUCCUACUCCUGCUUCGUCGUCAUCGUCAUCAUCAACAACGGCCUCGAUAUCAUCUUCAACUCCAGCAACGCCAGCGCCGGCGCUCAAGGCGGUAUCGAUGAAGCCGGCGACGACGACGCCCAAGAGUAAGGUGAAGAAGAGUGCCGUGUCGAUGUCAGCAGCACCACCUGUAGCAAAGGCCGGGGCGACCGACAACGCCAAGUCCAGCGAGAGCCUGGAUGACAUCAUGGCCGCGCUCCUGCCCGGGAAGAAGACCAAGAAGCCAGCGACGCCCACCACGACCACCAAAGCAGCGGCCACCACGACGCCGGCGGGCAAGGAGGAGGCCUCGCCGGCCGCCGAGAAGGUCGCGACGAAGACAAAGACGAAGAAGGCGAGCGCGGGCAGCCUGGACGACAUCUUCGCGUCGUUGAUGCCCUCGUCGUCAUCAUCGUCAUCCGGCAACAAGAAGACGCCAACCAAGAAGAGGAAGCAGACCCACUAA
This is a messenger RNA of Acanthamoeba castellanii str. Neff, 1461 nucleotides long. RefSeq lists its product as uncharacterized. The transcript is spliced from 6 exons. The record is from RefSeq and is a predicted model, not a curated record. Bases 1 to 1461 code for a protein of 486 amino acids. NCBI's taxonomy places the organism in Eukaryota, Discosea, Longamoebia, Acanthamoebidae.